AUGCCACAACACGCUGUCGGUUUCGCUUUCCACUUGGACCAGACAGACCACCUGCAUGACAGACUGUGAGCUCUAUUUGAAACCCGAAUCCCCGCUCCAUUAAGUGUAGCCGUCACCAGGGCCGGACCGAACACGUACAUGGCGGUUUGUUGGUCGUUUGCCGCAAAAAACAUCGUCCUCGGCGAUGAUGCUGAUGAUGAUGAUGAUGAUGAUGAUGAUGAUGAUGAGGAGGAGGAGGAGGAGGAUCUCACAGGGACAUGUCUUAAAUAA
This is a messenger RNA of Spirometra erinaceieuropaei, 270 nucleotides long. The record is from the annotation of a GenBank genome assembly. Lineage: Eukaryota; Metazoa; Platyhelminthes; Cestoda; Diphyllobothriidea; Diphyllobothriidae.